Trichomonas vaginalis G3 is the source of this 1152-nucleotide messenger RNA. RefSeq names its product protein ubiquitination. Gene Ontology annotation, molecular function: protein binding. The record is from RefSeq and is a predicted model, not a curated record. NCBI's taxonomy places the organism in Eukaryota, Parabasalia, Trichomonadida, Trichomonadidae. The transcript has a single exon. Bases 1 to 1152 code for a protein of 383 amino acids.
AUGAGAUAUGCCGCGCGUGUAGGUAGUCGUGAUGUUUUAAGGUACUUCUUGGCAAUGAAUGAUAAACUUGAUAUAAAUUCAAAAGAUGAAAACGGAAAAACCGCUUUAAGUUUGAGUGCAAUUUCAGGACAUUUCAACAUAAUUCAUGAACUUUUGAGCAUGCCUGAUUUAGAUAUAAACAUGAAAGAUAAAGAUGGAAAUACUGCUCUUUUAAUUGCAGCUAAAAACGCUGAUUCAACGAGUAUUUUAACAUUAAUGAUGUCUGAGAAAUUGUAUUUAGAUGCACAAGAUAAUGAUGGAAACACUGCUCUUCAUAUUGGAUCUUUAGAUAAUUGUCUUGACGUUGUUAAAACUCUUUGUAACUCUAAGGAUAUAAACCCGAAUGUUCUAAACAAAGAAGGUGACGCACCAAUCCACAUCGCUACAAGAAAUCCGGAUUCUUGCGGAACUCAUUUUGUUAGAAAUAUGGUAAAAUCAGAACAAGGAAGUGAAGUGAAAUUAGAAGUUUAUAUAAGAGAACAAAAUAGAAUUGUUCAUGUAGAUAUUUUGAAGUUUUUAGUGACACAUCCUAAAAUUGACGUGAAUUUGAAAAGCGCAAUUGGAUGGUCACCUUUGCAUUAUGUUGCAAGAUACGGGCAUUACCAAUUAGGAAAUAUUUUGUAUCAAUACAAAAUGAAAGAAUUGGAUGUGAAUAUAAGAGAUAGAAAUAUGAGAACUCCUCUUCACGUGGCAUGCGAAAGUGGUAGAUUUGAAAUGGCUUGUUUCUUGAUACAACCUGGAAAUUGUAACAUAAAUGCUCAGGAUAUGUUUGGACAAACUCCCCUUCAUAAGGCAGUUUUGGCUGAUAAUUCAGAAAUUUGUCAUAUGAUGACUUUGAGAGAUGAAACUGAUCUAAACAUACAAGAUAAAUACGGAAGAACAGCUUUGAUGAUUGCAGCUAUUAAAGGAAGAAUUGGAUCUAUAAGAAUAUUGGCAAGAAAUCUGAGAAUUAAUCUGGAUUUAACAGAUAAAACAGGAAUGACUGCUUUGCAACAUGCUGUUAAAAAUGGAAGGAAAUAUUGUGCAGAAUUACUGAGAAUUGCUGCUGAUUUGUGUGAUAUGCCUGAUAGCGAAGAUAACUCAAAUGCUGGCGAUGAUAAUGACCAGAUUUAA